CUUAGUGACAAGACAGAGGACUCUAAACUGAGCUCUCUCCACGCCACCCCGAUUCCUGGACAUGAGUGUUGGAGCCAUGAACAAGGUCUCCCCCCAGGGAGAUGCAGAGAGCAGCGGUGCUGCUGGAAGGAAAACCCACCCUGGAGGAGAAGGCUGUGGACCCCUCUGCUGCUCACGCCGCGGAGCCUGCCUCUCGCUCUUCCUGCUGCUCCUGCUGCUCAUGCUCACCGCCUUGCUCGCUGUGGCCACUGUCCUUGGACGUCCGCCCCGAGUACCAGAGAAUCAGUCUUGUGUGACACUGGCCAACAGGACAGGCUUCUUGUGCCAUGAUCGAAGGCACUGCAUCCCGGCCCAUGGGGUGUGCGAUGGCCUUCGCACCUGUCCCCACGGCGAGGACGAGGAUGAAAGUUUGUGCCGAGAUGUUCCCCGGACCCUGCCCAGCUUCCUCCUGGCCUACUGCGGAGACCCAGCCUUCUGGAUCUACUCCGACCAGAAGUGUGAUGGCACCAACAACUGUGGAGACUGCUCGGAUGAACUGAGUCCAGUGACUGCAUGCCCGCUUUGUGGCCCCGGGUGGUGGCGCUGUACUCCAACUGUGUUCCAGUACUGCGGCUGUGUUCCGAGGGUUCUGUGCGGGGAUGGCAUGCAGCACUGUACCGACUGGUCCGAUGAGCUCUCCUGCCCUGGCCCCUGAGGGAGCCUCACCUCAGCAGCGUGGAAGCUGACAGUGGAAACCCUUCACCAGAGCAUCAAACCCUGGGCCACAGGGGCAGGAAGAAACCUUUGUCGUCGUCCACUGGCAUCUCCCCACUGUCCCUGAAUUGCCUUUCCUCCUCUCAGACAUCUCGGCCUCUGCUUGAGCACUUCCGGUGACAGGGAGCUCAAAACCAUGUUAGGCAGCCAGCUUCUAACUGAGAUGAGGUGAGUGUGCCUCCAUCAUUUUAGGCCUGUGAAUGGGACCACACACAGGAAAUACGCUCCUUGGCUCCAGAGAAUUUGUGGCUUAAAUACCAUGCAGAGGGGUUCAGCCCCCAUGGGUAGAAGACAGAGCACACACAUGGAUCAUCAUUUGGUGCCUCCAGCAGAAACUGCAGCUGAGCUCAAAGGCCGCUGUGCCCCGUUGCUCAACUCACCAGCAGCCCGCAUUGAUCACUGAGGUUGUACAUGGCACGUUGGGACUUGGCAUCCUUCUAGCUUCUCCAUCUCCUGGAGGCUGAAGAGUGGGAGACCCAGAGAAAGGGCAGCUUAGAAGAACCCCCAAAGCCUUCAGCAUUAGCCUUGGCCCUGUUUCCCUCCACAAUCUCCUGUGUGUUUAUAUUUUGGUCCUGAAGCCAGAAGGAAGUCUGCUUACCUUCUAGCCCCACUAUAAAGUAAUAAAACUGGUCUCCUACAUUAGUGUCUUGUGAA
Messenger RNA from Meriones unguiculatus (Mongolian gerbil), 1407 nucleotides. It is a transcript of the gene Ldlrad1, whose product is annotated as low density lipoprotein receptor class A domain containing 1. The transcript has 6 exons. Gene Ontology annotation, molecular function: protein binding. Bases 62 to 694 code for a protein of 210 amino acids. NCBI's taxonomy places the organism in Eukaryota, Metazoa, Chordata, Mammalia, Rodentia, Muridae. The record is from RefSeq and is a predicted model, not a curated record.